Messenger RNA from Necator americanus (New World hookworm), 366 nucleotides. RefSeq lists its product as uncharacterized. The record is from RefSeq and is a predicted model, not a curated record. The transcript has a single exon. The coding region runs from base 1 to 366 and encodes 121 amino acids. Lineage: Eukaryota; Metazoa; Nematoda; Chromadorea; Rhabditida; Ancylostomatidae.
AUGAGUAUAUAUAGAUUGGGCGAAAGCACCUCUACCACCAGGACUGUCAACUGCUGGUUUGCUCGCUUCGCAAGCGGAGACACCGACUUCAUAGACAAGCCCCGGUCGGGACGCCCUACACUGUCGAAGACUCCGCCAUUCUCGAUGCUGUUAAGGAGGAUCCGGAGAUCAACACCCGCAGCCUCGCGACGAGACUCGGGUAGCCAUUCAACAGUCGUCUAUCGCCUCCAGGCCCUCGGCUACAGAAAAGUGCUGGCUCGAUGGACCCCUCACUCCUUGACGGAUGGCACCGGCUUUACCGUGUAUCCAUUUGUCACUCUCUCUUUCUUUGCUCCACUGACCGUUCGAGAAAAACGGCCGAGAUGA